GGAAAUGUACACGAAAUUUGUCCUCGUCCUAUAUUGUAGAUGUGCGAAUGUGUACGAAUAAGCUGAAUUAUGCCCAGUCAUCAAGCCUAUAGGCCUGCUGUGUGCCAUAAUUAGACCAUGAAUAUCACAGUAAAGGUUUAUGACACAGUACUGUGCGUAUGACCGGCGACACUCCGGCAAUUUUACCUAUCACUAUGCCUCUCCAGACUACGGUUAUCGGGAGUUAUCCCAAACCAGAGUAUCUCAGCUUCCUCCCCGACUGGUUCAAUAGGGAAUCAAGCGAAAACUUCUCGAUGGAAGAAUACAAUAAGGCACUACUGGAUCAUCAGCAAGACCUUGAGCUUUUGACAGAGAAGGCUACCAGAGAAGUAAUUGACGAACAAAGUGAAAUCGGCAUCGACGUCAUCACGGACGGAGAGAUCGUUAGAGAGAACUACGUUUACCAUAUGUGUCGACAAAUCAAGGGCAUUGACUUCGUCAACACCAAGCGAAUCAGCAUGAGGAAUGGAGCUUGUACGAUCGAUUGUCCAGUCAUUGUCAGCAAACUAGAAGAAAGGGACGGUCCAUCACAGUGGACCCAGUGGAAGAGGGCUCAGGCCAUGUCCAAGAAACCUGUCAAGUAUACGUUACCCGGGCCCAUGACUAUACUUGGGUCAACCCAUUUAGACAAGGGAGGAGCAUACCAAUCACAUCGAGAGGUCAGUGAAGACCUUGUCCUCAUUAUCAACCAAGAAAUCCAUGCACUUGCAAACGCAGGUUGCAAGUUUAUACAAGUUGACGAACCAGUCCUGGUGAGGAACCCGGAUGUGGCACUCGAAUACGGGAUAGAUCACCUAAAAAGAUGUUUCCAGGGUAUUGGGCCAGAGGUGACAAAGGUCAUUCACCUAUGCUGUGGAUAUCCCAAUUAUUUGGACCAGGAAGACUACCUCAAAGCAGACCCUUUAAUCGUCCACAUCUUGGCUGAAAAACUUGACAACAUAGGUAUUGACCAAAUUUCAAUUGAGGAUGCCCACUCCUACAACAAUCUCGAACUCUUUUCAAAAUUCAAGAAGACAAAGGUCAUUGUUGGCGUCGUCAAAAUUGCAAGCAGCAAGAUCGAAUCAAAGGAAGAAAUAUGCAAGCGAGUCACAGACAUUUUGAAAUAUAUUCCCAGCGAGAGACUCAUCCUGGCACCAGACUGUGGUUUGGCAUUUUUAGCCGAUCCGGAGUUGAGGAAGACUAAACUAAAGACGAUGGUAGCUGUGGCCAAAAUGUUCUAGGAAGUCACAAUUUCACGGUGUGUAAAGGUAUCAGUGAAAGAAUAUGUGCUCACAUGGAGAGGAAGUGACAACACAAAAGAGACAGACAAGGGAGGCAGAUUGUCAAAUGUUUUCUUCUUUUUGUUUCAUUAUACCAGGGUUGUAGACUGUAGCUAGUGUUUCAUGUACAUGUAUGUAUGUAAUGUAUUGAUUUGUAAAUAAAAAUCAAAGUAUGCAUUGA
Lineus longissimus is the source of this 1479-nucleotide messenger RNA. Its product is annotated as 5-methyltetrahydropteroyltriglutamate--homocysteine methyltransferase-like. NCBI's taxonomy places the organism in Eukaryota, Metazoa, Nemertea, Pilidiophora, Heteronemertea, Lineidae. Gene Ontology annotation, molecular function: 5-methyltetrahydropteroyltriglutamate-homocysteine S-methyltransferase activity; zinc ion binding. The record is from RefSeq and is a predicted model, not a curated record. Bases 159 to 1259 code for a protein of 366 amino acids. The transcript has 9 exons.